GUUGAUGUGGAAAACUCCGUUUCGCCCUUCCCGCAAGAGCUCUCCGCUCCGUUAUCUACCGAUUUCAAGCUAGUGGCGUAUGGCACCAGAAUGGUAACCUUUCUCAACUUUAAGGUCUACGCCUUAGGUAUCUACAUCGCCGAGGCGGACUUGCCGUUGAUCCCAAAGGUCUGUACUCCAGAAUUGUUAGCCUCUUUGAACUCAGAUGCCUCCAAGACCAACAGCCAGAAAAUGGCCGCGAUUUUGUUGGACCCAGCCCACUCCAACGACUUGACUGAAAAGCUCUUAGAUGCUGGUAUCAGAUUCGCUGUGCGUAUUGUUCCUGUCAGAAACACCGACUUCAACCACUUAAGGGACGGUUUGGUGAAGUCCAUCUUGGCACACCCGGCGGUUAAAAAGUCGAACGAUGUGGUUUCCGAGGGUUUGGGUCAGCUCCGCGCGAUUUUCGGCGCCAGAAAGGGUUCGGUGCCUAAGAACCACGUCUUGCUCAUCGAAAGAUUGGCCACCGGCGCCUUGAAGGUGCAAUACCAAAAGAGAAUUGCUGGCGAAGCCGGCAAGGCGGACACUUUUGAGAACCUCGAGAUGGGCCAGGUCUUGGAACCAUCCGUGGGUAAGUUCUUGAUGUUGCAAUAUCUCUCCCCAACCAAGCCGUUGAGCAAAGACACCAGAGAUCGAGCCAUUGAGAAGUUCAGUAGAUUG
This is a messenger RNA of Babjeviella inositovora NRRL Y-12698, 699 nucleotides long. RefSeq lists its product as uncharacterized. The annotation marks the transcript as partial. Gene Ontology annotation, molecular function: intramolecular lyase activity. Lineage: Eukaryota; Fungi; Ascomycota; Pichiomycetes; Serinales. The transcript has a single exon. The record is from RefSeq and is a predicted model, not a curated record.